Messenger RNA from Phialemonium atrogriseum, 808 nucleotides. RefSeq names its product chitin synthesis regulation, resistance to congo red-domain-containing protein. Lineage: Eukaryota; Fungi; Ascomycota; Sordariomycetes; Cephalothecales; Cephalothecaceae. Gene Ontology annotation, biological process: vesicle-mediated transport. Gene Ontology annotation, cellular component: intracellular membrane-bounded organelle. The coding region runs from base 217 to 702 and encodes 161 amino acids. The transcript has 3 exons. The record is from RefSeq and is a predicted model, not a curated record.
GCAGUUUUAAUUGAUAAAAGCAUCGCACCCUUCCCACUUUCAACCGUCAUCCCCUUCACCUUACAACCUCGCAUUUGAUCCUUGCGCCACGACGUCAUCACUCCCAUUUUGCUUAUCUAUCACCGUCAAGCCUCGUCAUCCUCGAGGGCUCGUACCUUUUCCAAAAACACUGUCAUUCCAACCUCUCACCGCUUUGACACUUUAAACCAUCCCACAAUGGCACCGACCGUGCAGGUGGCGCGUGUGCUGGAAAGAGCCAUAUGUCCGAGCGGGUAUACCUUCAGAUCAAACGCCUGCUACCGGAACUCGUCAUGGCAUUUCUGGGGAAGAUGGGUCUUCGCCGGCGUAGCGAUCCUCUUUAUUAUUGCGGUCAUCGUGUUGCUAGGAUGCAGGAACUCCCGCCGGCGCAGGAAUAGGGGCCUCGCCCCUCGCUACGGCACUGGAUGGAUGGCGCCCGGUCCCAAGUACCCGCAGCAGAACAACCCUGGCGGAUACGGACCUCCUCCUCCCCAGUAUACCGCAGGACCGCCACAGGACCAGUAUCCCCCGCCACCGAACCCGUACGGCCAGCAAUACAACAACAACCAGGGGUAUUAUAGCGGCCAGCAGGAGGGUCUCCAGCCUCCUCAGAACGCCUACUACCCGCAGCAGGGCAGGGACAAUGUCUACGAGCCUCCCUCGGGACCUCCUCCGGGUAAAUAGACCUGCGAUGGACUUGUGUGUAAGGAAAGGGCGAUGGGUCGGACCAUAAUGGGUUGGUGAGCUUGGUUUGCCACAUUUCCCGGCAGCAACGCUUCCCGGACAGAGG